Molecule: messenger RNA, 5847 nt
Organism: Pogonomyrmex barbatus (red harvester ant)
Lineage: Eukaryota; Metazoa; Arthropoda; Insecta; Hymenoptera; Formicidae
Product: glycogen debranching enzyme
Biological process (GO): glycogen catabolic process; glycogen biosynthetic process
Molecular function (GO): amylo-alpha-1,6-glucosidase activity; 4-alpha-glucanotransferase activity
Source: RefSeq, a predicted model, not a curated record
CUCUCUCUCUCUUUCUCUCUUUUAACAACGAAAAAUUAUCUAAAUAAGAAAUCGUUCUCUCUCGAAGGAAUACGAAGAAGAGUAUCAUCAUACAUCUUUUCUCCCAAACCGUGACCUUAUUAUGAAAAAGUGAAAUCGAUGCAAUUCGCGAUUAGCGAGAACACGGGAGAUGAAACACUCUGAAGUUGGCUGCCGGCGAAAAACGCCGAGCCAAUAAGCGUCGCGAUUCUGUGAUACAAAAUCCGCCGUCUCCCGCCACCCCGCUUCAUCUGAUCUCCCCUCCGCCGCCACGCUUGUUUGUUGACCUUCAGCCCCGUUCUUUCGUAGAGUAGAGGUCAACUUGCGUGCCAGGCUCUUCCUGCCUGAUCGUUCGAGUACAAGAGCCCGGUUUCAUACCGUGUUACGCGAUAUCACUUUGUAUUCCGUCGCCGACGUUCACAGAUAGAGAAGCAGAGAGAGAGAGAUACGUUCGUCUUAACGCGUGGAAGAAUUGUGCCCUCGGAACAAUUGCCUCCACUGCAUGCGUUUGUAGGCACGCUUAAAGGAUUUUGCUUACAUAUAAUAAAAUGUCGGCAGGCGCAGCAGUAUCGUUUCUCUAACAAAUUUUCCAUUUUGUCGAUGAGUUAAAAGCGUGCAAUCAAGUUUACUCACAUUGACAAUGGCCCGAAGAAUAAAACGCUUCUUUUGCAUUAUGAGAAAAAUGCUCUUAAGGAUUUUUAGAUGCAUCCUGCAGCUUAUCCAUAAAUGGCUCGAUGAAGCAUUGAAUAUUAGAAUAAUUGAAAGCAUGCACCGACACUCGUCAUUAUCACGCUCCACCGAUGAGCAGAUAAGGGUUCUGACUGUGAAUGAUGGGGAACAUCUGGAUGGGAUAUUGUAUAGAUUGAAAAAAGGUUGGACAGUUGAGUUUCGACUUGGAGCUUCCCUUCUCGGAAAAACGCUUGAUGUCUUUAUAAAUCAUCCGUUGUCGGCCGACAAGAAAUUCGAAAGGCACAGUUAUUAUCAGUUGCAAUGGGUUGACGAAACGGCGAGUAUACAUUUAACUUUGGCCGGGUCAUUCCAUUAUUACGUCACCGAUCAAAUUGAGGGAGAUAUAAAGCCUGUUGCAUCCGGGUAUUUGCUAGUCGAUCCUGAGUUAAAAGUAGGUGAAGAUGGAGAGAAACUACCUCUAGAUUGCAUCCAAAUGCAAACGGUUCUGGCAAAGUGUUUAGGACCAUUUUCUAUGUGGGAAAGUAAAUUAUUAGUAACACGGAAUUCUGGAUAUAAUGCAGUUCACUUUACGCCAAUACAGGAACUGGGACAUUCGAAAUCGUCAUACAGUCUGAAAGAUCAGACUAAGCUCAAUCCCGUUUUUAAUGACAAUAAUAAGACAAUUACUUAUUAUGAUAUCGAAAUGUUUAUAAACAAAAUGCGAACUGAGUGGAAGAUGUUGAGUAUUUGUGAUAUUGUUUUGAAUCAUACGGCGAACGAAAGUCCUUUUCUGAUUUCUCAUCCGGAAUGCACGUAUAAUUGCAUCAACAGCCCUCAUAUGCGUCCAGCGUACAUCUUGGAUGCAGUAUUGUUUGAAUUAACAAUGCAAGUAGUCUCCGGAGAAUGGGAGUUUAAAGGAAUUCCCACUGUAGUCGAGACCGAGGAUCAUCUAAAUGCGAUUCGUCACGCUCUUCAUACACACUUCUUGCCGCUUGUAAACAUACAUGAGAUGUAUAUUGUCGAUGUCAAUGAAAUUGUUGCGGAAUUCUUAAGUUUGGCACGCAACGAAAUGCCACAAGACGUGAACAAUACGGCAAUCAAAGACAUUGCGGUGAUUCAAGAUCCCGCUUACCGCCGAUUAAAAUCAACUAUAAAUAUGCAGCUUGCCUUGAAAAAAUAUAAUACGUACAGAGCUGAUUGUUUUGAUGAGGAGACUCGUCUGAAACGAUGUGCAGAAGACUUGAAGAAUAAAUUACAAGAACUCAACGAAGCUAUUAUGAACGACGUACGGAAUCAUCUGAAUGCCGCCGUCGAGAAUUCUAUUGCUAAUAUAAGAUAUUUCAGAAUACAACACGAUGGUCCAAGGAUUAAGGAAAUUAGCGAAAAGAACCCUCUUGUUCCUAGAUAUUUCACCGAUUAUGGAGCACCUAAAUCUUUAACAGAACGAGAAAGCAUAAUGUACUCAGAUAACGGAUGUUAUCUCAUGGCUCACAAUGGUUGGGUCAUGAACGGCGAUCCCUUGAAAAAUUUCGCGGAGCCUGAUUCCAACGUGUACAUUCGAAGAGAACUUAUUGCUUGGGGAGAUAGCGUAAAACUCAGAUAUGGACAAAAACCAGAGGAUUGUCCUUUUUUAUGGCAGCACAUGACGGCUUAUGUAGAACAAACGGCACAGAUAUUCGAUGGUGUUCGAUUAGACAAUUGCCAUUCCACACCAAUACCCGUCGCUGAGUAUAUGCUAGACGCUGCACGACGGGUUCGUCCGGAUCUCUAUGUUGUCGCAGAAUUGUUCACCAACUCUGAUCAAAAGGAUAAUAUUUUUGUAAAUCGUCUUGGCAUUACAUCCUUAAUUAGAGAAGCAAUGUCUGCAUGGGAUAGCCAUGAACAAGGGAGAUUAGUGUAUCGAUACGGAGGGGAACCAGUUGGAGCAUUCCUGCAGUCACGAAAACGUCCAUUAGUGCCAAGCAUCGCUCACGCUCUGUUUCUAGAUGUGACUCACGACAAUCCUAGUCCAGUAGAGAAACGGAGUACCUUUGAUCUACUCCCAAGCGCCGCGCUCGUAUCGAUGGCAUGCUGCGCCAGCGGCAGUAAUCGCGGAUAUGACGAAUUAGUAUCUCAUCAUAUACACGUAGUAGAUGAGAAAAGGCAGUAUACUUCCUGGACAGAUAAUGAUUUAUUGGACGAUGUUAAGUUUAUUAAUUCAAAAAGUGGUAUAAUUGCAGCUAAGAAAGCAUUGAAUGAUCUACAUUAUGCGCUCGGUCAACAAGAAUUUUCGCAAGUAUUUGUCGAUCAAAUAGAUACUGACAUAGUAGCUGUAACAAGACAUUCGCCGACUACUCAUGAAAGUGUAGUUCUAGUCGCAUUCACGGCAUUUAAUCACCCUGACCCUAACGCUCAUGAUUUGAGAAGGCACGUGAAACCUUUAAGAGUGGAAGGCAUAGUAGAAGAAAUUAUUUUAGAAGCGUCGCUCUCACAUAUUAAUAUCAUAAAUGGCAAAAAACGUUACCUUUUACCUGAAAAAUAUACGAAGGACGAAAAUGUCAUAAAUGGAUUAUCUGAAUACACAUUAAAUCUUAAACAACACAUACAAUGCUGCGAUUCUACAAUGAUCGAAAAAGUUGAUUCCGGCGAUCCCAAAAUUACACAGCUUAAUUUUGUGGACUUCCAACCUGGUUUCGUUAUAGCUAUACGAGUGGCCCUUCACGCGAAUAUAGUUCCUGCUUUGAUGAAACUUCAAAAUACUAUUUCGGAAAUUACUUCAAAUGAGAGAUCAGAUUUACACGAUAUAGUCUCUCGCAUGGACUUUUCAGAUUUAAAUAAAGCAUUAUAUAGGUGCGAUCAAGAGGAACGUGACGAAACUCAAGGCAGAAUUGGGGUAUACAAUGUACCGGGAUAUGGACCUUUUGUAUAUGCCGGAUUGCAAGGUGACAAAUUGCAAUAUUUAAUUAGAUACAUAAAAUAUAUUUCAAUUUUAUAUAUUAUUUUAAUUGCGACUCAAUAUAUCAAUAUAUAUUGGUACGAGUUGCAUCUUUGUAUCUUGUUGUCGUUUAAUAAGCACUUCAUUUUCAAAUCAGGUGUUAUAUCCUUAUUGGCUGACAUUCGUCCAAAUAAUGAUCUAGGACAUCCCCUAUGCGUUAAUCUUAGACAGGGUAAUUGGUUGAUAGAUUACGUGUGGCAGCGUCUAAAAGAGGAUGACGGUACUAAACCACUUGGAAUGUGGCUAGAACAAGCAAUGGAACCAUUCAAGUUAAUCCCGAGAUAUCUUGUUCCGUGUUAUUUUGAUGUUAUAAUUGUGAACGUUUAUAUGAUUCUUUUAGAUCACUGCAACAGUUUAAUGUCAAACUUUGUAAAGAAUGGAACUACGUUUGUUAAAUUAUUGAGCUUGGUCUCGAUACAAAUGGGCGGUAUAAUAAAAUCGUCGCAAUUGCCGGAUUUGUCGCCGAAUCUCAAUCCACCUAAGCCGAAAACCAAAAUUCACGAUGGCGUGGCUAAGCAAAUGUGUUUAACAUUAUCGGCCGGCUUGCCGCAUUUCACUACAGGUUACAUGAGAAAUUGGGGUAGGGAUACCUUUAUUGCUUUAAGAGGACUGUUGCUUUUGACGGGCAGACACGUUGAAGCGAGAUUCAUAAUCCUUGGAUUCGCUGGUACCUUGCGUCAUGGUUUGAUACCUAAUCUACUCGAUAAAGGAAGCAAUGCAAGAUAUAAUUGCCGCGAUGCUGUAUGGUGGUGGCUUUACACCAUAAAAUGUUACGUCGAAGAAGUUCCGGACGGUUUGAACAUCCUAUCCGAUAAAGUUUCAAGAUUAUAUCCGACUGAUGACUCACCAGCUUUGCCGGCGGGUCAACAUGAUCAACCUCUACACGAAGUAAUGCAGGAAGCACUCUCGGUACAUUUUCAAGGUCUGUGCUUCAGAGAAAGAAACGCCGGAAGACAGAUCGACGAACACAUGACUGAUCGUGGAUUUAAUAAUCAAAUCGGCAUACACCCCGAGACUGGUUUUGUGUUCGGUGGUAAUGAAGCUAAUUGUGGCACUUGGAUGGACAAGAUGGGAUCUUCCGAGAAAGCUGGUAAUAAAGGCAAACCGGCCACUCCUAGAGACGGUUCCGCUGUCGAAUUAGUCGGACUCAGCAAAUGCGUCCUGAGUUUUCUGGCUGAAUUGUAUAAGCAAAAUCUUUUUCCGUAUGGUAGCGUUCAACGGAAAAAUCGCGAUGGUAACACAAUAACUUGGAGUUAUAAACAGUGGGCUGACAGAAUUCAAGCAAACUUCGAGAAAUACUUCUACGUAAAUGAAAUUCCGACACAGAACGAGUUGAAACCCAAUCUGAUUCAUCGACGAGGCAUAUUCAAGGACAGCCAUGGAGCGACGCAGGAAUGGGCGGAUUAUCAAUUGCGGCCUAACUUCCCCAUCGCUAUGGUCGUUGCUCCGGAAUUAUUUAAUCCUCAUCACGCGUGGACAGCGUUGAAGAAAGCGGAGGAAAUACUCCUAGGCCCACUUGGAAUGAAGACGCUAGAUCCUGCAGAUUGGGCUUAUAACGGAUAUUACGAUAAUUCCAAUGACAGCACUGAUACUAAAGUAGCGCACGGAUGGAAUUAUCAUCAGGGACCUGAAUGGAUUUGGCCAAUGGGAUUUUUCUUACGAGCGCGUUUGCACUUUGCAUCAUUAAUCGAUGAUAAGGAUAAAUUAAAUUGUAUAAUUGAAUCGACCGAAGCUAUCAUUUCACGUCAUCUUAUCGAAGCAUCUACUAAUCAUUGGAGAGGCCUUCCCGAGCUUACCAACAAGGAUGGCUCUUAUUGCAAGGAUAGCUGUCGCACUCAAGCAUGGAGUGCUUCAGUUAUAUUAGAGGUACUCUACGAUUUGCAGAAGAUCAAACAGGAAUUGCAAUCUGAGAGGAGAUCUAGAAAUUGAUGUCAUUUUGCGUGUGUUCACCACCAGCAAUUACACUUAGAGCAAUUAAAAUUAGAGGCAAGAUAUAGCGGAAAAAAUAAAACAAAUAACACGAAUGUAAGCCUUCUCACUAGAGAAAUCUCCAGAACAUCACCACACACAUCAGAAACACACGCAUAUCAUAUUUCACACAUAGACAUAACAAACACGCAAAUCCGUAAAUCUGUAGUCGCUGCUGAUAAUACAUCUAUAGGAAAUAAUACUUCGAUCGCUACCGA